Molecule: messenger RNA, 1770 nt
Organism: Calypte anna (Anna's hummingbird)
Lineage: Eukaryota; Metazoa; Chordata; Aves; Apodiformes; Trochilidae
Product: ER degradation-enhancing alpha-mannosidase-like protein 2
Exons: 11
Coding region: 21-1739 (572 amino acids)
Biological process (GO): endoplasmic reticulum mannose trimming; carbohydrate metabolic process; mannose trimming involved in glycoprotein ERAD pathway
Cellular component (GO): membrane; endoplasmic reticulum
Molecular function (GO): calcium ion binding; mannosyl-oligosaccharide 1,2-alpha-mannosidase activity
Source: RefSeq, a predicted model, not a curated record
CGGUGCGGCGGAGCGUGGCGAUGCUGCACUCGCUCAGCGCUGUGCUGUGCCUGUGGGCGCUGCGGCUGCCGGCAGGUACCGAGGCGGCCGCCCGCGGGUUGGACAUCGCUUCCUAUCGGGAGCGAGUACGCGCCAUGUUCUACCACGCCUACGAGCACUACCUGGAGAGCGCUUUCCCCUACGACGAGCUGCGACCGCUGACUUGUGACGGGCAGGACACCUGGGGGAGCUUCUCCCUGACGCUCAUCGAUGCUCUGGACACGCUGCUGAUUUUGGGAAAUGUGUCCGAGUUCCAGCGAGUUGUCAGUGUGCUGCAGGAAGGGGUGGAUUUUGAUAUUGAUGUCAACGCAUCUGUCUUUGAAACUAACAUUCGAGUGGUGGGUGGUCUCCUCUCAGCUCACUUGCUCUCAAAGAAGGCUGGCAUUGAAGUAGAAGCAGGAUGGCCAUGCUCUGGACCUCUCCUGAGGAUGGCAGAAGAAGCAGCUCGCAAACUCCUGCCAGCUUUUCAGACCCCAACUGGCAUGCCAUAUGGAACAGUGAACUUGCUGCAUGGAGUGAACCCCGGGGAGACUCCAGUCACCUGCACUGCUGGAAUUGGUACAUUUAUAGUGGAAUUUGCCACUUUAAGCCACCUUACUGGUGACCCAGUGUUUGAAGAUGUUGCCAGGAAAGCCCUGAAGGCAUUGUGGAAAAACCGCUCAGAUAUUGGGCUGGUUGGUAACCACAUUGAUGUGAUCACUGCCAAGUGGGUGGCCCAGGAUGCUGGCAUUGGGGCUGGAGUGGAUUCCUACUUUGAAUACCUUGUUAAAGGAGCCAUUCUCCUGCAGGACAAGGAGCUGAUGUCUAUGUUUCUAGAAUAUAACAAAGCUAUCAAAAAUUACACGAAGUUUGAUGACUGGUACCUCUGGGUUCAGAUGUACAAAGGAACAGUGUCCAUGCCUGUUUUUCAGUCCCUGGAGGCCUACUGGCCAGGCCUACAGAGCCUCAUUGGGGAUAUAGAUAAUGCCAUGCGGACCUUCCUCAACUACUACACAGUCUGGAAGCAGUUUGGUGGAUUGCCUGAGUUCUACAACAUUCCCCAGGGCUACACUGUGGACAAGAGAGAAGGAUAUCCACUCAGGCCUGAGCUGAUUGAGAGUGCAAUGUAUCUGUACCGUGCUACCCGGGAUCCCACACUCCUGGAACUGGGAAGAGAUGCAGUGGAGUCAAUAGAGAAAAUCAGCAAGGUUGACUGUGGAUUUGCAACUAUCAAAGACUUGAGAGAUCACAGACUGGAUAAUCGCAUGGAAUCCUUUUUUUUGGCUGAAACAGUAAAAUACUUGUACCUGCUGUUUGACCCAGACAACUUCAUUCACAACAAUGGAUCAGCCUUUGAUGUGGUGAUGACACCUUAUGGGGAAUGUGUCCUGAAUGCUGGAGGGUACGUCUUCAACACUGAGGCUCACCCCAUAGACCCUGCUGCCCUGCACUGCUGUAGGAGGCAGAAAGAAGAGCAAUGGGAAGUGGAAGACUUGAUGCAGGAAUUUUACUCCCUAAAGAAAAUCAAGAAAUUCCCUUUAAAAAGAGCUUCUGACCAUGGAGAUGGGGAAAGUGCAAAGAGCCCUGAAGGUGCUUCUUCAGAGAAAGGUGAAGAGAAGAGAAAGUCCAGGAAGAGCUCACACUCCCUCCUGACUUGCCCCAGUCAAUCUUUUAACUCUAAACUUGCAGUACUGGGACAGGUCUUCCUGGAUAAUACCUGAUUCUCUUCUCAUGAUCUGUUUAAAUUAUUGA